Molecule: messenger RNA, 2533 nt
Organism: Octopus bimaculoides (California two-spot octopus)
Lineage: Eukaryota; Metazoa; Mollusca; Cephalopoda; Octopoda; Octopodidae
Product: polypeptide N-acetylgalactosaminyltransferase 11
Biological process (GO): protein O-linked glycosylation; regulation of Notch signaling pathway
Cellular component (GO): Golgi apparatus
Molecular function (GO): polypeptide N-acetylgalactosaminyltransferase activity; Notch binding
Source: RefSeq, a predicted model, not a curated record
AACGUUAUAAAUUCAUUAGCGUUCUGGUUUAUUUUGCUGUUAUUUUGGUGUUUUUUGGUAGUUGAAUUGUGACUUUAACUCCUAUUUCUAAACAUCCAUAGUCUUCGUGCUAAUGUUUAAUUUUAUAGCUGCAUAACGCUAUUAAACCUGGAACCGCCUAUAUUACUGUUGUUAUUAUUAUGAAUUACAAAUAUUCAUGACAGAUAUUAUUUACAAUAGUAAUAUCUUAUUUCGAAUGUAAGCAUUCGAAUAUUUGCACCAUGUGGCCUGGUUUGGGCACAAAUCAAGCCAGAAAAGGCUAAUGGAUUUAUAUGGUGGAUUUAGAAUUUUUUCUUCAGUAACUCAUGCUGAUGAAGGUUGAGGCCUGUUGGGUCAGCACCCAAAGCCAUGGUAUAUGAGCAUCUGAAUGGCAUAAUCCUUAAUGAUAUAUGACAUCCAAUGCAUAAGACCUAGAUGUGAUCAUUACACAUUACAAGAUGAAAUGGCAAUGCCGGGCUAUUUGUCUUAUUUUUGUCUCUGUCUGGGUCAUAAUUGCCUACUACUCAUAUGUACCUGAAAAGUCAGCAUCAAAUAAGCUCCAAAUUAAGCCAUAUUCUUCCAUGUUCCAUAUUUCAACAGAAGCAAAUGAACUAGAUUCAAAUUUUCAAACAUGGAGAAAAGAGGCUCCUAAAAGGCAGCAAAGUUUUUUGGAAAGUCAUGAGAAAGCAGAAAAGAACACAGAUGUAGGCCUUAAGAAAAAAAUUGGAAUUAUCCAUGGAAAAGACAAUGAAGUAGAACGGAGUGAAGGUUAUCGUCUCUAUGCUUUCAAUGUAUUGAUAAGUAAUCGAAUUGGUUUGUUCAGAAAACUACCAGAUACUCGUCCCCCCGAGUGUCCAAAGGAAAUCCAUUUACAAGUGCCACUCAAAGCAAGUGUAAUUAUAUGUUUCUAUAAUGAAGCACCAACAACUUUAUAUCGGUCAGUUAAUACUGUGAUAAAAAGGUCUCCUCCAGCAAUGAUUCUUGAAAUAAUACUUGUUGAUGACUUCAGCAAUCAAUAUCUUCUUUAUGCAGCUGACCAUACUGACCUGAAAGAGAUGUUUCCCAAUGUGAAAGUUUUCAGAACAACAAAACGUGAAGGUUUAAUCAGAGCACGUUUAUUUGGAGCUUCAAAAGCUACUGGUCAGGUACUGAUAUUUCUGGAUAGCCAUAUUGAAGUAAACGUUGGUUGGUUACCUCCACUACUAUCUCCUAUCGCCAAAGAUCGUAAAACUGUUACCAUCCCAUUUGUAGACACAAUCAACUGUAAUACAUUUGAUUAUACUGCGUCACCUCGGGUACGUGGCGGUUUCAACUGGGGUUUACAUUACCAAUGGGACCCAUUACCAUCAAAGUUCAACAAAGUCUCCCCUGCUGCACCAAUUCCAACACCAACAAUGGUUGGAGGUUUGUUUGCCAUUGAACGUCAUUACUUUAAUGAGAUGGGAAAAUAUGAUGCUGGCAUGGAUCUUUGGGGUGGAGAAAACUUAGAAAUCUCAUUUCGGAUAUGGAUGUGUGGUGGUCAUCUUGAAAUAAUUCCAUGUUCCCGAGUUGGACAUGUUUUCCGAAAUCGUCGCCCUUAUUCUUCUCCAAGAGGAGAAGACAGCAUGCUGAAGAAUUCAUUACGUGUUGCUCAUGUUUGGCUGGAUGACUAUAUUAAAUUCUUCUUCAAGACUAAUCCUGGAGCCCGCAACAAUGUAAACUAUGGAGACAUUUCUGAAAGACUAUCUCUGAGAAAAUUUUUAGAGUGCCAUUCCUUCAAAUGGUAUUUAGAAAAUGUCUAUCCAGAACAGAUCCUGCCAAAUUCUGGUAAAAGAUCACCCGUUCUUUUAAAUCCACCAGUCCAUGCAAGACCUCUGAAACCAAAAGUUGUUGAUAAGAUUGUACAUAUUGCAUCAGGCUUAUGUAUUCAGUCAGCUCAGGAAAUAUAUGCUAAGCAUUCAAAGCUGAUUUUGGCUAAAUGUGAUUCAAGCCCCAAAAUAAAGAAGCAGCAAUGGUAUCAAACAUUUGAUAAUGAACUGAGAUUAGCUAAUAAGUUAUGUCUGGAAAUCAAUGAUGUUGGAUUCAAGAAAAGCUUUCCAAGAUUAAUGAAAUGUCAUAAUAGUAGAGGAACUCAAGAAUGGAUAUGGUUCAAUUCAGUAAGUCUAUUAGUUUUAAUAAAUGUGUUAAUCUUUCAGAUUCAGACCUUACAGGUGUGUUGGUCUAAUAGACUUAACAGACCAGUUAGCCUGAAAGAUCUGAAAGAUGUGUUUAAUGAAGCCUGGGAGAUAUGUUGGGCAAGUGAAUCUAAUAGAUAUGUUGGUUUAAUAACCAGUCUAAUCAAAUGAUUUACUUUCAUGUCAGUCUCAAAGCAUAUUCAGUUUUAAAACCCAUCUCAGACAUGGAAAAUACCUAGGUUUUAUCUUGUGUAAAUUUUUUUUUUUUUAAAUCAAAUCCUUUUUUUUUAACUAAAUAAAUAUUGAAAUGUUUAAUCAUUUACUUUGUAUUUAAAAAAAAUAAUAAAUCACAGCUUAAAAUA